This is a messenger RNA of Solanum tuberosum (potato), 4666 nucleotides long. RefSeq lists its product as uncharacterized. Gene Ontology annotation, molecular function: transcription corepressor activity. The record is from RefSeq and is a predicted model, not a curated record. Bases 278 to 3601 code for a protein of 1107 amino acids. Gene Ontology annotation, biological process: regulation of transcription by RNA polymerase II; negative regulation of DNA-templated transcription. Gene Ontology annotation, cellular component: nucleus. The transcript is spliced from 9 exons. Lineage: Eukaryota; Viridiplantae; Streptophyta; Magnoliopsida; Solanales; Solanaceae.
AUAAGGUUUGUUUUUCUUUUCUUUUUACCUUGUCCUUAUAGUUUUUGUUCUGUACUGAAAAAUACAGCAGGUGUCUGUUCAUAUAUACAACUAUGCCGAUGAACCAAAACCAAAUUUUCCGGCCAAUAGCAUCGCUUUUCCGGUGAAAUUGGCAAAUCGCGAAGCUUUCCGUCCAGAUCUGCUAAAUGUUGAAUAACUGAAGGUAGAAUUUGGAGUUUUGAAAAAAAAAUUAAUGUUACUUUGCGUGAGAUUUUGAGAUUGCAUUUUGUAUUAACAUAUGAAGAUGGAGGAUAGUGUGAGAUCAGGGGGUGGUGUACUGAAGAAGAAAAGCUCUUCUGGUUGUUUAAUUAUUAAAAGGAAAGAUGAUAGGUUGGGCAUUGGAGGGAUCAGUUCUUCAGGGGCUUCACAGAAGGUGAAGAACAGGCCUAUGUUUGUAAUAAAUGAGUAUGAGUCGAGUGAUGAGAUAUCAGAGUCAAUUCAGCGAAAAAAUGGUCAAGUUUUUAGUAAUGGUUCUGUUUUUUAUGGAAGAAGUGGUGUUAGAGAUGGUGAAUUUGGUAGAAGUAUGAAUUUGUCCAAUUUUAACAAGCAUGAAGAAUGUGAUACGAAAAUGCAAUCGAAUGUGUAUGGUGAUGAUAGAUUUAACAUGGUUGAAAGAAGAGGGGGUUCGAGAGAGUUUGGGAUUGAGUCUACAAGUGUAAUGGUUGAGAAGAGGAAGCUUUCGUAUAUGGAUAGUUCAAGUAGUUUUUCGGGUAGUAGGUCAAAGGGCGAUGGCAAUGGAUUUAAGAGAAGGUAUGGUUUAUUAGAGGAUGGAGUGCAUAUGCCCAUGUCAUUGCCAAGAGAAGCCUCUCAUGAAUCAAUCAGAUUGCAAGGGAAAAAUGGGGUAUUGAAGGUUAUGGUGAAUAAGAAGAAGAAGAUCGACUUCAGGCCCAAGGAAUAUGAUCCUGUGGAAAUUGAAGGUAGAAAAGGCUCUUGCUCGGCAGAUGUUGUCAAGAGGAAUUUUCAAGUCCGUCCAUCCUUUUACUGGGGUCCUAAACAACCUGAAAAGCAACCUUUGUUGAUUCAAACAGAGGGAAAUGAGCUGAAACCACAAAAACCUUUGUUGGGUAAAAGCACCCAUUUAGUGGCCUCUGAAAAAGAUGAGACUGAUACGUCACUAAAGUUGGCACCUCCUAGUUUGCAGCCUGCCAGCUCAGCAAUACGUGUGCUGAAGGAAGAAAGCAGGCCCUUGCCGUCUGAAGAUGUUACCCCUGCUAAAAGAAAAGAUGGAAAAGUGAAUCGAGGUGGGAGCACUGAGAAGCAGAAGUUGCGAGAACAAAUAAGAGGAAUGCUCAUUGAAGCUGGAUGGACCAUUGAUUAUAGACCAAGAAAGAACAGAGAAUAUCUGGAUGCAGUGUACAUUAAUCCUAGUGGAACAGCCUAUUGGUCAAUAAUUAAGGCCUAUGAAGCAUUUCAAAAACGAUCGGAGGUAGAUUCAGGUAAAAGCAAACCUGAUGGCAGCUCUUGUUCAUUUGCUCCAAUAUCAGAAGAUUUAAUUAAUAAACUUACCAGGCAAACACGGAAAAAAAUUGAGAAAGAAAUGAAAAAGAAAAGAAAAGAUGAUGACCAGAGACAAGAUCCUAAACAGACUUUUGUGAGGGAGUCUGUGUUGGGCAUAUGCAGUGAUCAGCGCGAGAAGAAGUUCAAUAGCUAUAUAAUGAAGACAGAUAAGUUGCUGCAAGGAAAAUUACAUGCAUCAGACCAGGAGAGUGGGGAUAAUUCAAGUGAUAACUCAUUGCAGGCAAGGAAACUUAAACAGGAUAUGGCUGGAAAAGCAUCUGUUGGAGUUGCUUCUAAUUCAAUACAUGGAAGAAAAAGUAAAUUAAUUGGACGAUGUACAUUGCUGGCCCGUCAUUCUGACAAGGGGGAAAAUUCAGAUAGUGAUGGAUAUGUUCCAUAUACUGGAAAAAGAACCUUAUUGUCCUGGUUGAUUGACUCCGGAAUAUUGAAGUUGAGACAGAAGAUUCAAUAUGUGAACCGUAGAAGGACAACAGUAAAACUAGAAGGUUGGAUCACACAAGAUGGUGUCCACUGUGGUUGCUGUAGUAAAAUCCUUCCAGUUUCAAGAUUUGAGCUCCAUGCAGGAAGUAAACGGCAUCAACCAUUUCAAAACAUAGUUUUAGAGUCUGGAGCUUCCUUACUAGAGUGCUUGGUUGACGCAUGGAAUCAGCAAAAAGAGUCUGAUCGCCAGAAUUUCUACAAUAUAGACAUUGAUGGUGAUGAUGGUGAAGAUGAUGUUUGUGGUAUUUGUGGUGAUGGUGGUGACCUUAUCUGUUGUGAUGGUUGCCCAUCAACUUUUCAUCAGAGCUGUCUAGGAAUACAAAUACUUCCUACAGGCCUUUGGCAUUGUCCAAAUUGCACUUGCAAAUUUUGUGGGGCUGCUAGUAGAAACCCUGCUGAGGAUAGUGAGACAGUAGUCUACAAAUUUCUUUCUUGCUGCCUCUGUGAGAAAAAAUAUCAUAAAUCAUGCAGUUUGGAGAUGAAUGCUUUACCUGCUAUUUCCAAUAAUCCAUCUGGUACAUUUUGUGGGAAGAAAUGCCAGGAGCUGUAUGACCAUUUACAGAAUAUUCUUGGUGUCAAGCAUGAACUUGAAGCAGGAUUCUCAUGGUCCCUGAUUCAACGAACAGAUUUGGACUCAGAUACUUCUCAUUGCCCCUUUCCUCAACAGGUGGAGUGCAAUUCUAAGCUAGCUGUUGCACUGGCUGUUAUGGAUGAAUGUUUCGUGCCCAUUGUCGACAGGAGAAGUGGGAUAAAUAUUAUUCACAAUGUUCUCUACAACACUGGCUCAAAUUUAAGUCGGCUGAAUUUUUGUGGCUUCUACACUGCAAUUCUGGAAAGGGGUGAUGACAUAAUAUCUGCUGCAUCUAUACGGAUCCGUGGAACUCAACUUGCAGAAAUGCCAUUCAUUGGGACCAGGAAUAUAUAUAGGCAGCAAGGGAUGUGUCGUCGACUAUUUGAUGCUAUUGAGACAGUCCUCUCCACUUUAAAAGUUGAGAAGUUAAUCAUUCCUGCUAUAUCUGAGCAUCUGCAUACCUGGGCCAAGGUUUUUGGAUUCGAUGAACUUGAGGAAUCAAACAAGCAAGAAAUGAAAUCCAUCAGUAUGUUGGUGUUUCCUGGUACAAACAUGUUACAAAAGAAGAUACUGAAGAAAGAUGUGCAAGAGGCUUGUGUGUUACAGCAAAGUCAUCCUCCAUCGCCUGUUUUGGUUGAAAAAACGGAUCAGGAAUCAUCUCUCAGGCGUGCCGGACAUCUGCAUGAUGGCGUAUGUGUGAACAUCGUCGAAAAACCUGAUGACAGGUUUGGUCCAAUGGAUUCUGACUCUCCAGUUUCUGCCGUUCAGUUAAGUGAUAGCACUGUGGUUAGAGCACAAGGUGGUUGUUGCAAGUCAGACACCCAAGUUUCCAGUAAGGAGGUGGAGAAGAAUUUUGUUGAAUCAGCCACAAAGUGGAUGCUCUCUUCUCCUCCAUCUGGCGCAAGUGACGGCAGGCCUGAUACUGAAGAUGCAGCACUAGGUCCUGCAAACAUUCUCAACUCUGGUAUAGAGCCUAUCAAUGUAAAAGUUUAGAAAGAAAAUGCACUUGUUAUAAGUUAUAGCACCCUGGUCUUGAUUCAUUAGCUGAAGUUUCUUCUGGGAACAUGUCGGCAGAAAAAUAGCUUGAAGAUGCUUCUGAUAGUUCUGUCCACUAAUAACAAUCGGAAAGAUAUUUGGGUGGUUUCUGUAGAUAGCUGUUUUCUAGACCCUGCUGUCCAAAGUGCUUGAAAAGAAGUCAGCAGCAAUAGACAUGGUUUAACAUAUACCUUGACCCCUUGUGGAAUUGGCAAGGCCCUUACAGUCUCACUCAGUGUAAUUAACCAAAGCAUAUAUGAUGUGGUAAUGAGCUACAUGUGGCUCCAAAACAAGCUUCCGAUUCUAAAUGCACUGGUGAUGCAAUUUAUGAAUGAGGGCAAUUUGGAUUCCUCUGCAGUUUAUGAUGGAAGUAAUGUUAGAAUUAGUGCCGAAGUUUCUUUUCAUAAAGCUGCAAUUCAUUCAUCAAAUGAGACUUCUUGAUGUGGUUAGGCAAAAAUCAUUGAAGUAAAUGUGAUCUGUUUCUUGUUCUGCUGAUGCUUCUGCACAACUUGGUGGUGAUGAAAAGAUUGAGAAAUAUGCUUUUGUUAGUGUUCUAAUCCUACUAGUUAUGUUGUUUGGAGCUGUUUGGGUUGGUUUUCUGUUGAACUGAUUCUUGAUGCUUCCUUCAGAUCUUUGUCUCAAUUGUGCAAGAGGCUGUUUGUAGCCGGGUAGACAAAAAUUACUCCGCAAUGGUAUUGGUCUAAAUUAUAUGCUUGUUUCCAUGUGAUCUAGAUCUAGGUGGAAGUUGAAAUCAAGUUGGAAGGCUAUUGCAGCUUUUGAGUAGGUGCAUUGAGCAACACAGUGGUGGCGUAUGUGAUGGCGUGAAUGAGAAAUGAAUUCAAUUAUUUUGUUGGAACAUGUUUAACAGCGCUAAUGUUUCUUGUGUUGCCGUCUAGACAGAUUAUUACUUAUACUAUAGUUAGUCAGAAGAUGCUUGGGUGAAAUUUUUGGAGAACUCUGCUGACUUUAUCGGUAAAUGUUAUUCAAGGUCCAUGAGAUCUUUGAAAUUCAUUAUUUCAUCCA